Molecule: messenger RNA, 1834 nt
Organism: Neurospora tetrasperma FGSC 2508
Lineage: Eukaryota; Fungi; Ascomycota; Sordariomycetes; Sordariales; Sordariaceae
Exons: 2
Coding region: 1-1590 (529 amino acids)
Biological process (GO): proteolysis
Molecular function (GO): aspartic-type endopeptidase activity
Source: RefSeq, a predicted model, not a curated record
AUGGUUGGGAUACCUAAGCUCCUAGAGCUUACGCUCUUGGCCACCUCAGCUUGCGCCUUCUUCAUCUGGCCUCCUCUACCAUGCGAUCCAGGGGAGCCUUGUUAUGUGAGCGGUAGUAACGAUGUUAGAGGAAAGACGCUUGUGGGAGCUGGAGGUCAAUUCCAUUCUCCAUCGCCGCCUGGAGGUGAACCCGCACCGGACGGGUUUAUCAGUCUCAGUGUGGAGCAAAGAAACGCCGAUCCUAAUGAGAGUCACGAAGCUGGCGCUGCCCGAGCUGCCCGAGACGCCAAGCGAAUUGCACACAGAUUUGCUAGCUUGGAUAGCACGCGAGUACCAAAAAGGAGGUCCGGCAGGCUGGCAGCCAGGACUAAUACGUAUGCCGUUGUCGAACCCGAGAGUACAAACAGGAAGGAUAGCGCGGGCAUCUACCACGACCCUUCGGACUACGCCUAUUUCGCCAAAGUUCAGUUUGGUUCGUCAAAGAAGCCGUUGUAUAUGCUCCUAGACACCGGUUCCUCGACGGCGUGGAUCAUGGGCUCGACAUGCAAGAGCGACGCCUGCAUCUACCACAACCUUUUCGGGGUUGACGACUCCAAGACGCUCAAGCUGCAGAGCAAGGAGUUUCGUCUUGCCUAUGGAACUGGCGCUGUUGCCGGCACUCUCGCCCGUGAUACCAUCUCGGUUGCCGGAAUUUCCCUCGAUAUGGCCUUCGGGUUGGCCAAUGAGACAUCUAGUGACUUUACUCAUUUCGCCUUCGAUGGCAUUCUUGGCCUCGACAUGGCCGUGGGGGGCACAGACGGUUUCAUAACCGAGCUUGUGAACCAAAAGGUUCUGCAAAGCAACAUUUUUGCCGUCACUCUGGGCCGAGCUUCGGACCCAGUCAACGAAGGUCAGAUCACGUUUGGAGGUGUCGACCCUUCCAAGUACACGGGUGACAUUACCUACACGAAUCUGGCCAAGGAUAACAGGGGCGCUUGGAUCAUUCCCAUUGACGGCUUUGGAUUUGGAGGUAAAAAGGUGACCUUCCAGGGCCGUACGACGUACAUUGAUACGGGCACUUCGUUUGCCUUUGGACCGCCAGCGGAUGUCACGGCUCUCCAUAAGCUUAUUCCUGGUUCCACGACGGUAGACGAGGUCACAUGGUAUGUUCCGUGCAGCGACUCUCCGAUUGAGGUGACGUUUAGCGGUGUUACCUACAAGAUUUCGGCCAAAGACUGGCAGGCGGGCAGCGGCACGUCGUGCAGAAGCAACAUUUAUGGACGCGAGGUGGUGGCAAACGGCUGGUUGCUCGGAGACGUUUUCCUCAAGAACGUGUAUAGCGUCUUUGAUGUGGAUAAGAAACGCAUCGGAUUCGCUGCCAAGGUUGAGCCUGUUACGAUAACGACCACAUCGGGUGCUCAGACCAGCCAAACCGCUUCUGGUACGACCUCUUCGAAUGAUACUCCCACCUCGGCCGAUGCCACGGGCCAAUCUACCAAGAGCCAAUCUGCAACUCCGAGUGGGAAGGAUUCCGCCGGUUACCAGCUCAAGAGCAACGCGUAUGCUCUGGUGCUGGGUAUCACCGUCAUGGCCGCCGCUAUCGUGGCUUAGUAGCACACCACACGGUGUUUGUACAAUAUUCCGCAUCCUUGUUUGGUUGUCUGUUUUUCGUUUCACACACACACAUGCCGCAUAUCAAUAGCAAGCCAGCGAGUUAUUGAAGUUUCCUGUAACAUAUGAUACCCUCAAGUGUACCUUUUGAGAAAGAAAAUGAGUUAGUUGACAGCACAUCUUUGGAAGAAGAAAGCUGGGUUUGAAAAAAAAGAGAAAAAAAAUAGAUGAUGUGUAUAAACAU